AUGAUAGCUGGAAAUUACCGUAUGAAAGCAGAGGCCAGAGCGCGUGGAGAACGCCUCGACCCAGAGGAGGCGAAGAGAGAGCAACGACAGACUGUCAAGAGACUGAGGGACCGUUGGAAGAGCGACCUGGAGGAUUCCUCCUACGGAGUCCGCAGUAUAGGGGCUCUCCUCCCGUCAUUCAACCAGUGGCUCGAUAGAGAACACGGGGUGCCCAGCUACAGAUUGACGCAGGUAAUAACCGGACACGGUUGCUUCGGUCAUUACCUGCAUGAAAUUAAGAGAGAGCCCAUGACAAUCUGCCAUGACACGGCCCAGCACACACUUGAAUCGUGCAGGCGAUGGGCUGUGGUACGCCAAAACAUGGUGGUGGCAGCGGAAAUCACGAGUGGGGACCUCUCGCUGCACGACGUCGUGUCGGCCAUGUUGCGCAGCAAGAGGGCAUGGAAGGAAGUUGAGGCCUUUUGCGAAACCGUGAUUUCCCAAAAGGAAGCAGUGGAGCGGUUGCGCGAAGAUAGUGCAGAUGCGGAAAGUUCUAUUCUCCGGAAAGUUCUCCAACACAUUUCUUUAUAA
Molecule: messenger RNA, 570 nt
Organism: Cydia pomonella (codling moth)
Lineage: Eukaryota; Metazoa; Arthropoda; Insecta; Lepidoptera; Tortricidae
Exons: 1
Coding region: 1-570 (189 amino acids)
Source: RefSeq, a predicted model, not a curated record